ACAAAAAAAGUUCUGUUCCUUCGGGAAGUCGUGCCGCUGAAAGGAGAUGAGGCAUUCUCGGCACUCUUGGAUUCCCUUCGGAAGAGAGGACAUAAUAAUCUGGCCAACUCUCUUAGCAAAGAGAAAGCAGCGCUGACCCCGUCAAUCCCACAAGGCGCAGCUGGGAAGCCAUACAGAGCGACUACUCCUGCUUCUCAGUACAGCGAGGCACAAGAUUUGAAUCUGGAGAGACCUCGAGAAGAAAAGACCCAUGGAGCUCCGGAAGCAAACCAAAGAGGAGGUUUCACAGGUUACAUGCAUCAGUUCCAGCAGCUACUUCGUAGACGCUACGGUUUCAUCAUGGCAUUUCUCGCGGUUCUGGCGGGCAUCGGAAUGUACCGCAUAGGCGAGGACCUGAAAACAUGGGACAAAAUCAGAGCGAAUCGUCGGAAACUUCGGGAUGAAUAUAACGUUGACGGUGAGGAGUUGCUGCGAUGUUUGAGCGACAGGAACGUCUUCACUGCCCCCGAGGAGAAGCAGAUCCGAAGCAAAGAAAAUCCGAAGCUGCUUUAUGACGAGCUCUUCGAAAUCCUCCUGCACAAGAACCCCCAAAAAUACGCUCCUGUUUUCCUCGACGCACUCACUGUUAUUGGAAGGCAAGAUGUCAGGGAUUUCUUGCUUUCCGAAGUGGGUGAGAUGCCGGCAUAG
Messenger RNA from Darwinula stevensoni, 687 nucleotides. The record is from the annotation of a GenBank genome assembly. Lineage: Eukaryota; Metazoa; Arthropoda; Ostracoda; Podocopida; Darwinulidae.